AUGGAAGAAAUACAGUUGGUAUCGGCCGAAGAAGUCCAGAAGCACAAUCAAGCUCUGGAUUGCUGGCUAGUCAUCAAUGAAGAAAUUUGGGAUCUCACGACAUUUGUAUCUGAGCAUCCUGGAGGGGCUUCUAUCAUCUUGAAAUAUGCUGGGGCAGACGCAACCGUCCCAUUCCGAGAGGUUCACUCGCAAUCCAUCAUUCGAGAAAAUCUCAGUCUGGAUCGUUUUCGGGGCAAUUUGGACCCUUCUACUCUUCCCGGUAACUGGGCAAAUACGAAAACUACUGCCGCAUCAAGUCAGACGGGAAAGCCCGGUGAUAUGAUCAGACCUCCAUUGCAUACCAUGAUCAAUGCCUAUGAUUUUGAUAGUGCAGCCGCAUUGAGUGCGCCCAAGAAGGCUUAUGCUUUCUAUUCCACCGCCGCGACAGACUGCUGGACAAAGGAAGCAAACGAGUCCAUGUUGAAACGCAUCUGGUUCAGACCCAGAGUAAUGAGGGAUGUGUCUGCUGUCAGCACCUCGAGCACCAUACUAGGAAUUCCUGUCGCCUUCCCAGUCUUUAUCUGUCCCACAGGCCUGGCAAAACUGAUCCAUCCUGAUGCUGAAAAGGGUCUGGCCCGUGCAGCUCAGUCCAGUGGCAUCUUGGAGAUAAUUUCUUCAAGUGCUAGUUACUCUUUAGAAGAAAUAGUUCAGGAAGCACCAAACUACCCAUUUCUGUUUCAACUAUACCUGAACAAGGACAGGGAAAAGUCGAGGAAAAUGCUUCUCAAGGCUCAAGAUCUAGGCAUGAGAGCUAUCUUUGUGACAGUGGAUGCCGCAGGUAGAGGUAAACGUGAAUCGGACGAGCGUUUAAAAGUUGAUGAAGUGAUUGUCAAUCCAGUGACGGGCGAACGCGCCGCGUCUGACAAGACUGGUGCUGGAUUGACUCGGCUCAUGGGACGAUACAUUGAUCAAGGCAUGACGUGGAAGGAUCUCGAGUGGAUUCGCAGCAUCACCAGUCUCCCGAUCAUUCUGAAGGGUAUUGGCUCCGCCGCCGACGCCAAGAUUGCCCUGCAGCACAAAGUUGAUGGCAUUUUACUGAGUAACCACGGGGGCAGAAACCUUGACUUUUCUCCACCCUCGAUCCUAUUGCUCUUGGAGAUGCAUAAGGUCUGCCCAGAGGUCUUUCAAAAGAUGGAUGUCUACGUCGAUGGCGGCUUUCGACGAGGAGGUGACAUUUUGAAAGCACUGUGUCUUGGUGCGAAGGCUGUUGGUAUUGGACGAUCCUUCCUAUAUGCCCUGAAUUAUGGCACAGAAGGUGUGGAACACCUGGUAGAGAUCCUCAAAGAUGAAAUGGAGAGUGCCAUGAAAUUGGUUGGCAUCACGAACCUUUCAGAAGCCCAUCCCGAUCUAGUGAACACGAGCGACGUCGAUCAUCUUGUACCCAACGGCGCAGGUCACCCGUAUAUUACUUGGCGAUCACGGGAGUGCGCUCGCCUGUGA
Pestalotiopsis fici W106-1 is the source of this 1479-nucleotide messenger RNA. RefSeq lists its product as uncharacterized. The transcript is spliced from 5 exons. The coding region runs from base 1 to 1479 and encodes 492 amino acids. Gene Ontology annotation, molecular function: heme binding; oxidoreductase activity. NCBI's taxonomy places the organism in Eukaryota, Fungi, Ascomycota, Sordariomycetes, Amphisphaeriales, Sporocadaceae. The record is from RefSeq and is a predicted model, not a curated record.